AUGGCUCUUCGAAUCGUGGUGAGGAGAAUUCUGUUCUCUUCACCGCCGUUGGCCCGGAAAUCGACCGUCUCCGGUGGCCGAUUUUCGUCAUCGUCAUCGUCAUCGUCAUCGUCUUCUUGCCCGAAGCCUGAGAAGAAAGUGACCAACGAUCGUCUCGCCUCCGUUAUUGACGCCGUCAAUGACCGUAAACUCCCGCCGGAGCUCCGAGGACAGCGCAACAACGUCAGAUCAGAAACUGACAUCAUCAACGUUGUCGAGCAACGAGUAUGGCGUGCAAUGGAAGAAGGCCAAUUUGAAAACUUGCCCGGAAAAGGAAAGCCCUUGAACCUGAACAUCAACCCCCAUGUGGACCCUGCAGACGAUACACUCUAUAGGAUUCUCAACAAAAAUGGGUUUGCCCCAGAAUGGGUCGAACUCAACAAGGAGAUACGAUAUAGAAUUUCCGAGUGGCGAAUAUCCCUCAAGAAAGCAUGGGUACAUAAAGGCGGACCUGAUGAAUCCAAGUGGCACGAGUCAUCAGAGGCGUUAAAACUCCAGUUACGCGAUCUAAAUAAUAUGGUCCUUCACUACAACCUCAUUGUUCCAUUCGGGCGCCAGAUAUUUGGAUUCAAGUGGGAGAGAGAAAUAGACAAGCUCAACGAGGAAAUUGAGAUAAAUUAA
Striga hermonthica is the source of this 660-nucleotide messenger RNA. Lineage: Eukaryota; Viridiplantae; Streptophyta; Magnoliopsida; Lamiales; Orobanchaceae. The record is from the annotation of a GenBank genome assembly.